AUGCCUGGCCCUGUGACGGUGGUAGUGGUGGCCGGCGUGCUCGUGCUCGCCACGCUGCUGACUCAGCUUGGCUUCGGUGAACGGCGGUCGGGGCUGGCAGGGCAACGGGCUGCUCUGCGGCCCGAUGCACGCCCAACUACCUUUCCGCCGCCCUCGCCUGGGUCGCACCCAUUGCCUGGUGGCGGACGUCGUGACAUCGAAGUCUUUCGCUCGUUUGCGCUCCUGCCGGGCACCGCGCCGCUCCCGAUCAGCCACGUCGCGCAAGCGCAGUACGACGCGGCGGCGGCGGUGGUGGUGGACGGCACGGCGGAGCCUGUGGUGGUGGCGAGUCCGUGGCCACCGUUUUCUUCUGAUUGGGCCGAGACGGCGAUGCCACUGGACGGAUACCGCGGCGAUUGCCUGCAAAUGCGCCGGACGGUGCGCAAUCCGCUGUGCCUGCGAUCGGCGGCCGGCUGUGCGGCGAGUGACCGGCUGCUGGCCAGGGCCGGCGAGAUCGAGAUCUACUGGCACGAGCGGGCUGCAGCCGCAAUCGGGAAUGGGGUCGAGGUCUCGCCGUUGGUCCUAGCUCGGUGCAACGCACUCGAGCUGGCCUCGAGCUUUGUCGCCGAGGAUGUGGAAGAGGCGUGCCUCGAUGCAGAGCCUCUGCCAAGAGAGACGUCGCCGGCCAAGGCGGUGUGCGAGGCGGAACGGCGGCGGCUACGUGAGAUCAUGAUGCCCGACGUGCUGUCGCACUGGCCUCGGAUUUCGCCGCACGAUGUGUGGCGCGUGCUCGGCAAGGAGCGGAUGCUGGUGCUGGGCGGCGACUCGAUCGCCAGCCAGCUCGACUCGCACCUCCGCUGUGCCAUGAUGGAGGAGGGUGCUGGGUCGAUUAAGAUCUCGCGGCCUGGGCAGGACGGCGGCGAGCAACUCGAUCUCUUUGCCACCGUUGGGCCCAACGGCGCUGUCGUGGCCAAGACCAUCCACUACCGGUACUCCCCGGCGCUGGUCGACGCGCUGCUCGAGAUAGCAGACGUCAUUGUCCUCAACGUUGGUCUCCACAUCCGGAUCAAUGGGCCAGAGGACGAGAUGAUGUAUGCGAACGAACUACGGGCGCUGUUCGGCCAUGUCCGCGAGUGGGCCAAGGAGGCCGGACACGUGUUUGUGGCGCAGCAGACUCCCAUUGUCAACGGGACGCGCAAGCAGAUCCGCAACGAGAUCCUCAACGCGGUCGCGCGCGAGCUCGACCCCGACUCGGCAUGGCUCCACAUCCUUCCGCUCUACGAGCUGACCAAAGAGUCGCACCAUGCGCAUCUCGGCAUGAUCGAGCAUCGCGAUCCGGCGGUUGGCACCAGCUGCGACUGCACCCACUGGUGCUACGCGCCUGCUCUGACCGAGGCCUGGCUCGGCGCACUGUACCCGAUUCUCUCUGCCGAGUUUAGCUGAGAUGGCCAGAAGUCUUACACACUCGCA
Molecule: messenger RNA, 1449 nt
Organism: Thecamonas trahens ATCC 50062
Lineage: Eukaryota; Apusomonadida; Apusomonadidae
Exons: 2
Coding region: 1-1422 (473 amino acids)
Source: RefSeq, a predicted model, not a curated record